Molecule: messenger RNA, 2066 nt
Organism: Raphanus sativus (radish)
Lineage: Eukaryota; Viridiplantae; Streptophyta; Magnoliopsida; Brassicales; Brassicaceae
Product: laccase-17
Exons: 6
Coding region: 83-1801 (572 amino acids)
Biological process (GO): lignin catabolic process
Cellular component (GO): apoplast
Molecular function (GO): hydroquinone:oxygen oxidoreductase activity; copper ion binding
Source: RefSeq, a predicted model, not a curated record
CAGGAAAACAAAAAAAGAACAGAGGCAGAGUAUUAAGUGACCUUCCAGCUUACUUAAAUUUCAUAGGAUAUAUAUACAAAAAAUGGCGUCUUGGCUUCUCUUUGCUGUGUUCUCUUGUGUUCUUCUUCUUCCCGAAACUGUAUUUGGGAAAACAAGGCAUUACACGCUGGACAUAAAAAUGCACAACGUGACACGUCUUUGCCACACAAAGAGCCUUGUUUCUGUAAACGGGAAGUUUCCAGGGCCUAAGAUUAUUGCUAGAGAAGGUGACCAGCUUCUGAUCAAAGUUGUUAACCAUGUGCCAAAUAAUAUCUCUCUCCACUGGCAUGGGAUCAGGCAAUUACGGUCUGGUUGGGCUGAUGGACCAGCUUACAUAACCCAAUGUCCUAUUCAGACAGGGCAAAGCUAUGUAUACAACUAUACCAUUGUUGGUCAAAGAGGCACUCUAUGGUACCAUGCACACAUCUCAUGGCUCAGAGCAACAGUCUAUGGUCCUCUUAUCAUACUUCCCAAACACGGUGUUCCUUACCCGUUUCCAAAACCUCACAAAGAAGUUCCCAUGGUCUUUGGGGAGUGGUUCAAUACAGACACUGAGGCAAUCAUCCGCCAAGCGACCCUGUCAGGAGGUGGUCCUAAUGUCUCUGAUGCAUACACAAUCAACGGUCUACCUGGUCCACUAUACAACUGCUCAUCUAAAGAUACAUUCAGACUGAGAGUGAAGCCAGGAAAGACAUACCUUCUCAGGAUAAUCAACGCUGCACUUAAUGACGAGCUCUUUUUCAGCAUUGCAAACCACACGGUUACAGUUGUUGAAGCUGAUGCCAUCUACGUCAAACCAUUCGAGACGGACACCAUCUUGAUCGCUCCUGGCCAGACCACAAACGUCCUGCUUAAGACCAAACCAAGUUACCCGAGUGCCUCUUUCUUCAUGACCGCUAGACCAUACGCCACAGGUCAAGGAACUUUUGAUAACUCUACAGUCGCAGGCAUCUUAGAAUAUGAACAACCUAAACAUGCAAAGACCUCUAUCAAGAAUCUUAAGCUCUUCACACCGGUUCUUCCUGCUCUAAACGACACAAACUUUGCUACCAAGUUCAGCAAUAAGCUGCGUAGCCUGAACAGCAAGAAGUUCCCGGCGAACGUGCCACAGAAGGUUGAUAGGAAGUUUUUUUUCACGGUGGGAUUGGGAACAAACCCUUGUAACCAUAAGAACAACCAGACGUGCCAGGGUCCUACUAACACCACAAUGUUUGCUGCAUCAAUCAGCAACAUCUCCUUCACGCUGCCAACAAAAGCUCUCCUUCAGUCUCACUACUCUGGGCAAUCUAAUGGAGUGUAUUCUCCAAACUUCCCAUGGAAUCCCAUUGUUCCUUUUAACUACACAGGCACUCCACCUAACAACACCAUGGUUAGCACCGGGACGAACUUGAUGGUUCUGCGUUAUAACACGAGUGUAGAGCUGGUGAUGCAAGACACUAGCAUUCUUGGUGCAGAAAGCCAUCCUCUUCACCUUCACGGGUUCAACUUCUUUGUCGUUGGCCAAGGGUUUGGGAACUUUGACCCGAACAAGGAUCCUAAGAACUUCAAUCUUGUUGAUCCGAUAGAGAGGAACACGGUUGGUGUGCCAUCUGGUGGAUGGGCUGCUAUUCGGUUCCUUGCAGAUAACCCAGGAGUGUGGUUCAUGCACUGUCACUUGGAAGUACAUACCAGUUGGGGUCUGAGGAUGGCUUGGCUUGUUCUUGAUGGAGAUAAGCCUAAUCAGAAACUUCUUCCUCCUCCUGCAGACUUGCCCAAAUGCUGAUAAAUCUUGCUUCAUGAUUCUAGUCCUUUUUUUUCUUUUUGUUUCUUGUCUCUUCUUUCUUCCAAGCUUCAUGUAUUUUUUUUUUGUUUGUUUCCGGCCAUUUAUCAGUUUGACAUGAGGUCAAGAAGUCCUGUUCAAUAAUUUGACAUGAGGUCAAUUUCUGUUCUGUUAAUUUUCUGUUGCAAAGCUCUGUUUUCUGUAACUGUAAUGUAAUAGCCAUGCUAAAUUAUAUAUACACAAUUUAAUUUGCAAAAGUUGUGCUGCU